ACACAGAGCGGCUCUGUGUCCGCGCUGCGCUCCUCAUCGCUCUCUCAGCCAGCAGACAGCAGCUCGCUCCAACGGGCCGAAAACACGCAGCAACAGCAGCAGCAGCAGCGCGAGGGGACGGUGUCUGGCAUCUCCCCCAGGAUGGAGGAUUCUCCAUCCAAACGAUCUGUGGCUGAGCUGGCUGGAAGGUUCAAAGGUCACAGUCUACCAAUGCCUACCCCAAAUGACGAGUUGCGAUUGCGAAGAAGACCUCCAUGUUCCCUAAAGUUACAGAACCAAAAAGAUGAAAGUGACUCAGAUAAAGCAAUCGUCUCACCAAAUCCCUUCAAGAUCAAGAUGAAGAACUCCGCCAUGAUCGAGAAAAUCCAGGCCGAUCUCGCCCUGUCCCCCACUGCUCUGCUGCCUUCACGCACCAAGAGCCCCGAGGCGAAGCUCCAGCCGGCGCCGUUGUCCCCGACCACACGCUGCUGCCCGCAGAGCCCCCUCAGCCCCACCCAGAGGCCCUCGCAUCCGUCCAGCGAGGAGGAGGACGCCGUCAGCUUCGACGUCCCUCCGGAGGGGGCCGCCCUGCCGAGCAUCAACAAGACCCGUGCGCGGCUAUCCUUUAAAAGGCGCCCGCCCACGAGGCAGCACAGGAAGUCAGCUGGAGAGGAGGUGGAUGGGAGUGCCUCGUCCCCCUGUGAACUGGACACACCAAAAGAAAACGGGGACACGGACCAGGUUUUUGAAUACGAACAGCCGGCAAGUCUGAAAGAAGUUGAAGAGAAGGACAGGGACUGUGACACGACCCAGGAUGGGGUUUCUGAAUGUGAGCCAGAGGACGGGGGAGAUCUGAGGAUGGAGCAGGAAGCCCCGCGAGCCCCGAACCCGGAGGCUUUGGAGGAGUCACAGCAGCCUUCGGGUCCUGGCCCGGCCCAGCAGAUAGAAGGCCAUGUGGAGACAGAGGAGCAGGAGAUGCCUCUGGAGGAGCUCCAAGGAGGACACGGCAUGGCGUGAAGUUGGAAUGAGUGUGUGCUUGUGUACCUGUGUGUGCUUGUGUGUGUAUGUGUAGUUUUGCAUACGCAUAGCUGUAUUUUUACGGAGUACGUUAUUCUGUUCCUUGGUUAAGAUAACUUUAAAUUCUCCUCAGAAGAAGUUAGUCCAUUUUGGAUUGCGGGUUCCUGCUCUUCUUUUGGUCCCCUCUGUCGUCCCCUAUUGGCCGUCUGCAGAACAGGUCUAUAAGCACUGGAGACUCAGGAGAGCUGCGUUGACAAAAUGCAAAAUAUUAUUAAACUUCAUAUAUUUAGCAGGUAGAUGAAAUGUCUGCUCAUUUCACAUCUCUAUCACUUUAUGUUCAAAACUAUGUACUUUGCUUAUCUAGCUGGUCGCUUUGGCUCGUGUCUAACUCGUGUGUUGGUUUUGCUUUAUUUUGUACACUGCAAGAUAUCAAAUUCACAAUGCAGUGGCUCGAGUCCUCAGCAAUUAUGCACAGAAAUGUUACGUCAAUAAACAUUUUCCUUCUUCUUUACGAAAACA
Messenger RNA from Gasterosteus aculeatus aculeatus (three-spined stickleback), 1515 nucleotides. Its product is annotated as capZ-interacting protein. NCBI's taxonomy places the organism in Eukaryota, Metazoa, Chordata, Actinopteri, Perciformes, Gasterosteidae. The record is from RefSeq and is a predicted model, not a curated record.